Messenger RNA from Amoebophrya sp. A120, 14858 nucleotides. The record is from the annotation of a GenBank genome assembly. NCBI's taxonomy places the organism in Eukaryota, Dinophyceae, Syndiniales, Amoebophryaceae.
GUCCGACUCCCGCCGUUCAACCCAAGUCCGGAGAAACUGGCCAGAACCUGGGAGGAGAGCGCGAAAGACCGAGGAUCUUCGCUCCUUGCCGGAGCGAAAAUGAAGCAGCGCCCGGCGUCUGCGGGAGCGGUUGUAAGGAGUAGAUCGAGCUCGAAGAUGAACAACGGAACGACGACGACCGGUGCAGCAGCCGGAAGAGGAAGCUCCGCGACGAGGAACCCUCCCUCUAAGAGCAGAAAUGGCAGCAAGGGUAGCAGUUCCUCCGCUGCAGGAGCUGCUAUUUUGCAGAAAAAUGCGAGUAAGUCGAGGGCGGGUGCUGCUGGUUCAAACGGAAGCAACAUGGCCGCUGCAACCACAAACAACGGCUCCACGUCCAAUGGGACGAACAUAAUGAACCAAGCGCUGCAAAUUGUGGAUAUCACUGACUCCAGACGGCAGCAGCGAAUUCAGGAGAUUCAGCGGCAAAUGGACAACAUUGACCAAUAUCCGCCGUCGCCGUUUAGUAGGAGGAAUAAGGAGCCGGCUGAAGUAGAUGCUCUACUUCCGCAGAGGCCGAGCUCUAGCGUGUCACCUGUAACAAGAAGGACGAGAGCGAACAGCUGUAAGGGAAGUAGCACAGUGUCAGUGAAGGAAGUUGUAGAGCAGCAGCAAGCAGCACAACUCGACGUAUUGCAGCGGCAGUUGCAGCUCCAGCACCAGCAGUCGCAACUAUUGUCCAGCAAGAAGAGUGAACCUGCAAAAAAUCCGAGCAACGAGCUAAACCAGCAGCUUUUCAAAUCUUUUUCCCCCGGUCGCGAAGCGAAACGCCUUUCCGAGUUCUACUUUUCUCCGCAGAAAGGGCACGUAUCAACCGUAAAAAUGUCUGGGUCUGGAAACUCGUGAUGCUGAGUAGCGUAGCAUGAGGAGGCUACAAGUGCUGGCUCAGCAUGACAAAUUUCUGAGCUUGUAGGUGUUGCCUAUUCUGCAUGACAAAUUGCGUCUCCGCAUGACAGAAAAAUGCGGCUCUUGGGCGACGUGCAUGACAGAUUUAAUGGUCAUGCCCGACAAGCAUGACAAACAUGCAUUCUUCCAGACCCAGACAUUUUUACGUUUGAUAGCACGGGAAUAAGAACAAAUCUUCUGGAGAUCAGGAAGAUCUACCAGCAGGGGGCAAGAAGACCAACACGCUGCACUCCCAGGAUCCGCGCACUUUGGUUUCCGAGAAGGAAAAAGCCGCCAUUUUGCUGGAGGCGAAUACGCAGCAGAAAGAGGGGGAAGAGACGAGAGUCUUGGAAGGGCAGAUGCGGUUAUUGGAAGAGCAGUUGGUGAAAGUGGAGCAAAGGAUCGAGGAAAAAGUGAGAGAACUCGAGGAGGAAAAGAGGAGAAAAGAAGCGGAGCAAAAGAAAAAGGAGCGCCUGGCAGAACUCGAGUCGCUCCGCAUGCUGCGUCACGCGUACCCGGAUUUCAAUACGGAAGAGGAUCCGGAGAUGGCGGAGAUGCUUUUGAGAGAGGUAAAAGAGGGGCGAGAAAAGGACAUCAUGGCGGAAAUCAAACUCGCUAUGGCAGUGUCAAAAUCCGCGGAAAAAUUCCACAAGAUCCGGGAACGCAGUCAAAGUCCGAAGAGUUGUAGCGGGCAAAAAUCACCACUAGCAGGUGGAUUUGCCUUGGCCGAACAGGAGCCGGAUUCGUUCUCCGUAGGAGCGAUGAAUCACCAGCGAACGAAGUCCUCCAGUAGUUCCUCGGGGGGAAAAAUUGGUGUAGUAGUACCUCAACACGAUAACUUAUCAACUGCAAAUAUGUCUGGGUCAGGAAGAUUUCGAAUUUUGUCAUGCUAGUCUGGUAUGACGUUGGACUCUGUAUUGCGUGGCCGCGAAGGGCCCCUUUUGCCUGUCAUGCAAAAACGCAGUUUCUCAUGCAAAAGCGGAAUAAAGAUGGAGGAAGGGCGGCGCGCGGCUCUCGCCACGUGCUGUCCGUCCUCGCGCCAACCCAGGACGAGGAUUGUUGAAGAGUGUUCUCUACCCGGAUAAUCGAUAAGCAGUCUGUACCGGGAGACUGGUUGAUGCGCAUGUCGCUCUCGGUGUGUUCUCGGAGCGCGUUCUCUCCGCUCGGAAAUGCCGUUCAAGUUACGCGACGGACGCGCUUUUUCUUCUCGGUCAAAUGUAGUACUUGUUGGUCCAUUCGGAGCGCCGUAUGUUCUGUUGCUGCUCGUGUCCUACACGGAGGUGCGGCGUUUGUACAAGGCCUCGUCAAGCAGCACUAUCAGGAGUGCCAGCCAUCGAAUCGAGAUGACCAUGCUUUUACUCGGAGGAACGGCAACAACGUGCGGACACCGACGACGACCAGACUCGGAACUACCGCGCUAUGUAGUACACUCAAGUUGCUGUCACGCUAACCAGCACGACUACCACGAGCAACUGCAGCACACCAGCACGACUACCACGAGCAACUGCAGCACACCAGCACGACUACCACGAGCAACUCCAGCACGACUAUCACGAGCUAACCAGGCACGACGCGCAGUCUUACCGCCGCCAUGGACAUGGCGUGAAAGAUUCGUAUCGGACUUUCUGGCCACGGAGUUGCGUGUGGGACUUCGUACAAACGGCGGCCGCCAUGCUGGAAAUGGUGUGUCGAAAUUCCUGGCCGCGGUGCUGACGAAGACGAAGUUACGGGCGCGCAAGGGUUAUGGGGUUAGUAGGGGAUUGCCAGGCACCCUACGUUCAGGUAAGUCCCGUCGCGACUCUGGCGUAAGACCCCCGCCCCCCCUCUCCCCCUUUGCUUCUGUUGCAGAAUAAGUCAAGUAGUUGCACUAAGACUGCCACGCACAAACUAAACCUUUAAGUUGUCACUGUGCCCCAGGUGGGUUGCCAGUCAGCAGUGACAAACAACUGGCCAAUGGUUUGACAUCUGUGGUCCGCGGCACUUGCCUUUUUCGUCCGUGCCGCAGGUAAGGCACAAAUGGUCCAGCCUCCCCUGUCCGGGUGGGGUUGCGGCUUAAGGGAGAGUCUCGCCCCUUAGCCCAAAGGGGUACGUCGUCUCUUCCGUGAGAACAAAAACUUAUGGCGUAAAAUGGGUCGGGUCCUGGAUCGUUCUGUAUGUUGGGCUGUCGCGCUCGGCUAGCUGGCCGGGCUGUGCUGAUCAGGUGUGGUGGGUAGCUCCCGACUGGUUGGCACUUGUAUUGGGGCGACUUGCCGUGGUAGCGCUCGGCUUUUGUAUGUUGAGGUCGCCGAAAGUGCUUCCUCGCCCACCCCCCGGGGAGGGGAUCCUUGACCUGUGGCGCUGGGAGCGAGUGUCCACUACAUGAUGAUGAUGAUGAUGACGCAACCCAGAACCACGGAAGAACUUGUCAUGCUGGGCAGCGCAUUACAGCGUGCUCAUUAUUCCCUUCCUUGCAUCACAAGUUCCAGAUGCAGACAUCAUAUUUGCAAUGCAUAUAACUACCACGGAAGCAGCAACGAAGAGAACGAAAACGAAGAGAACAAAACAGAGUACGCGGUUUCGUUCAAGUACCUCUUUUCUGCCGACGCGAUAUGCAUUGCAAAUAUGUCUGGGUCGGGAAGGUGGUAACUUGUCAUGGUAAAUCUGAAGCAUACAAAAAUCUGUGUUGCAUGAGUGCCAAAAGUAGCUUUCCACUUUCGACCAAGUUGGGAGGGAGCUUCUCAUGCAGGAUAGGCAUGGCAGUGGCAGAGACCACCUCGCAGAGUCUGUUAUGCUAAAUUCCGCAUUCCUGACCUCAUGGGUCAUGGAAAAUGAAAAUCUGCAUGACAAGUUUACACCCUUCCAGACCCAGACAUAUUUGCAUUUGAUGCGCGACACUAGAAGACGAUUCCGGCGGGUCUUCCUCGGCCUACAAUCAAGAACGACGGAAGGCGGCGCGCGAGAUCCGCCAGCAGCAAAAGGAAGAGCGGAAGUUCCGGAAAAAAUUGAAGAAAACUUCUACCCAUCACGGAAAAGAUCAUAACUUAUGCCUUGGACGCUCGUUAGCAUAAGAGGGGUGAAUUUGCAGUGAAUUUGUCUUGCAUGACUUGCAUUUACUUCAAAAGAGAAGUGCGCUGCGUGGUAAAGGGCUGGACACGAUCCCAAGCAGCUCACGCAGCGUGAAGGGCUGCUCGGUGCCAGGUGGCACUUGCAGCACCGAAAGAAGCGGUCUUACGGGGCCCGCCGGACCGUGUAGUGCAUAACCAAAGAAGGUGGAUCGUGGGGCUCUUGUUCAUCUGCGCGCUCACCUCAGAAGUUCCUCUCCGAAAUGGUCGAAAGGGAGGGCGACGCCUGAACACAGGGGCACGAGUACAACGCGCACGCUCUCGCGAGUUGUGGUUUGGAAUUGGAUAUCUGGGAGUAGCCUCGGGUGGAAGGGAAGGCACGACUCGGCCGCGGGCACUAGUUUGCUUCGCCUGCUGUGCUCGGCUUACAACUCCCCAGGUGUUUUUUGCCUCCGGAGCAAGUCUUAUUCGACGUGACCCCCAGGCCAAGAAUUCCCUUGGUGAAUUUUAAGGCUUUUUGUUUUUGCGACACUUUCUGGAAGCCCCAAAACCCGGAGUUUCUCAUGCGCCAGCGCAUUUUGAACAAGAGCCGGAGGACAAAAUUCACCGGCGUCCUUUCCAAAAUUCACCCCAAAAUUCACCGAGCGCCACUUUUCGACCGUGAUAAGCAAAGUUUAGCGCAGAAAAGUGCUCAAAAAAACGCACAAGUAGACCCUGGGAAGUGGGGCCGAGGGGAAAAGACAGGCGCCCGCUGUUGCCCUUAGCGCCUCUAUAUUCUGCCGAUAAGGCCUGGAGAGUUCACGCGCCUGCCGGAUAGACGCGUCAAAGCUCUCGGCCGGGUCCUUUCACCUUUGCUUCCGCGCCCUCAUCUUGCCUAAACUGCACUUAUGUGCUUCGCGGCUCUUGUUUUUGGCGUCUUUGCCGCGGCUGCUGCAGUGCUUGCUCUUUUGCAAGCACAGGAAGACGAAAAGACAUGGCCAAAGAAUGACGCCCAGGCCAUGUCCAGCUGCCCGCCGCAUAAGCCUGGACAACUUCUGCGGUGUGCAGAACCCACUUCCCAGAAGAGCAAAAGGGACAAUGUCCCGGCAGUCUCCUCUGCUAUUUGUCAUGCAAAAUUCACUACAAACUCGCCACUUCUCAUGCUAACGGGUGUUAAAGCUCUAAAUCAUAGCAACUUGCUCGGUUGUUCUCGUUCGAACCAACCAGGAGCGAUCUGUUCUGAGAUGUCUCCGCGGGGUAUCCAGGUGGUUCUCAACAGCCCAGACGGGGACAAAGACCACAUUGUCUACGACGAAUCGAUACUCGCUGCAGGGAACAGCCUGGAAUUGCGGAAGAAAGUUAUCGUCGACCAGCAUCAGCUAUCAAAUGUAAAAAUGUCUGGGUCUGGAAACUUGUGAUGCUGGGUGGCGUCUCAUGAUGAGGCCACAAAUGCUGCUGGCUCAGCAUGACAAGUUUCUGAGCUUCUAGGUGUUGUCUAUUCUGCAUGACAAACUGCGUUCCUGCACCACAGAAAAAUGGCUCUCUUGGGUAACGUGCAUGACAGAUUUAAAGACAUGCCAGACGAGCAUGACAAACAUGCAUUCUUCCAGACCCAGACAUUUUUGCACUUGAUAUCAGCCGGCUGGACCGACGUUCUUGCAGAUGAACGGGAGUUCUUCUGUAACUGCCGCAGGAACCGGCGCAUCCACUCGGCUUUUGCCCGGCGUGAUAAAGUCGUCCUCCAGCAGCUUUCUCGCCUCCGCGAACGCCGGGCACCCGAAGUAUGCCAGCGGGCUGGAACUUGGGUUGCUGAAGCAUUACCGCGACGAGAGCGAAGUGGACCGGUUUCUGAGUCAUGUGAAGCUGCCUUCUAAACAGGGGGGAACAAGAACGGCAGCUCGUCGUGCUGGCGGUGUAGAUCAUUAUACCAUAAUCGAUGGGCGGGGUGAAGACGCGAGAAGCGAAGACCAGUCUUCGUCCGAAAUGGAAUCUUCGUCCUCUUCGUCUCAGCCAACCUCUACUUCAGAAGCUGCUACACAGCAGAGCAAAAACUCUGCUGCUGGCCAGGAGCUUGUUUAUUCCGCGGAGCAAAGCGGGGCCGGCGGGGGCUCCUGUCCGGAAGAUUUACUUCAUCCCGUGGAUCAUGCAGCAGCAUCUACCUCCAGACCGGUUCGGAGAUCGAAAACCCUUGGAGCUGCAACCCAUGCGACUGAUGGAAUAAAUAAAAACUCUUCCUCCUCCGAUGCAGAGGUAGUAGCUGCAAAUCGUCAAAGAAGCGGGUCCUCGACGUUGCAGAGAGCCAACACCACCUCGGCAGUGACAAAGAAGAAGUCAAAAGAGGGCGGCAGGAACAAUAAAUCCGCGACGUCAAAAGAUCGAGAAAACAAGCCCGAACUCUCGGUCCCGAUCCCUAGGUUCGAGAAAGAGUUGCUGAAAAAAUCCUGCUAUCAAAGGUAGAAAUGUCUGGGUCUGGAAGAAUGCAACUUGUGAUGCUGAAUUUGGAUUCCAAAAAAAUCUGUAUUGCAUGAGCAGCAAAGGGAAUGCAAUUUUUGCUACGCGGAGAGGGCAUUUCCAUUUGUCAUGCGGAAUAGGCAUCGCGAAGCCUUCAAAAAAUCUGUGAUGCUAGGGCAUGCAUCACAGACAUGCUGGCCAAUGCAAAACAUGCAUGACAAGUCUCAGAAUCUUCCAGACCCAGACAUUUUUGCAUUUGAUACCUGCACGGUUGUGUACAGAGCGCCCCAGGGGUUCGACGAGGUGGUAAUAGUGCCCAGCCGCGACUUAUCCAAGGAAAAAAGUGUGUAAGUGUAACUUUCUUGCAGGAACAGCAUCACAGAUUUGUUUUGCAUGACAGAGAAAACCUGUCAUGCGUAGCUGGUACGCGAAAACACGCAUGAAAAUAGGCUCUGAUGCACAUCCAGCAUGACAAGUGUAACUGUAUUGCAACGUCUGCAACACGGAGUUACACUUACACAGUUUUUUUCUUGCAUACGACUGGAUGGUCCGCCACCAGGUAAAUGACUGUCGGGAAGGCCAGCAUUUUCUAGCGUCGAUGUCGAAGGUAAAUUCCUCUUGCGAAGAAAGUCAAAGUUCAUUCUCGGAGGCAGGCGCAGAUGGAGGCGCGCCUGGAGGAGGACGCGAUAAUGUAGAAGAAGAACAGUUGAGUAAAAGUGGAGAAAGCGAGGGGGUGAAGAGCAGUAACUCUUCUUCCUCGAGCUCUUCCUCCUUCCGGGUAGCGUCCUCCGACAAUUCUUCGCUACACAAUUCCAGCUCCAACGCGCGCCUCCUCGGCGCUACCCACUCGCACACGGGCUCCGCGAAUGUGGACAGUAAUUCGCACUCCCAUUCGGGCACCGCCAACGAGUCGCUGUUGGGCGGGUCGAGCUGCGAGGUCGUGGACGAGAAUCAUGAUGGCAGCAGAGAAGUCGUUCUGUCGCAGACCAGCACGCCGGCGGAUGAUAAUAAUCCUACUAGAGUAGAAGGAAUUGUUGCUCCCGGCACGGACUCCAGAUAUGAGGGUUUUCAUCCUGCUACCAGUACAUUCUCCACUCCCCGGACGCCGCCACUGCCGCAGGACGAGGUAGAUGGAGUGGAGGCCGCUGACUCAGGUAGUGACAACGGCGCAGUACUCGGGGAUGAAGAGAGCAGCAGUGCCACAGCCAGCUCCGCCGCGAAUUACAAUUUGAUGAGACAGCAGGAGGCAAGUGCGUCUAGUAUCAAUGCGCAUCAAGACGAGAGACUAGACGACAGCCACGGUCGUGGUGCACGGGCAAGAACACUAGUACAAUGCGAUGAAGAAGAAGCUCAUCUGCACAACCGACAGCGUGGCAAUUCCAAUACAUCAAGCGGCAGUAGUCUUCUCUCCAAUCUUGUGGACGCUGCUGCGGUAGUUGCAGGUCAAGAAACAAUUGAGGAUGAAGAACUAGACGACAAUAAUCUGUUAAACGAGACCAACAACGAGCUUGAAGUGCACAACACGGCGGCGGAAGACGACUUCACGUCUGCGUCGGCCGGGACGCGCUUGGCGUCGCCGCAUGAGGAGGGGUUUGCGGGGGAGGAGGAGCAAUUGUUUGAGGAAAGCUGCACUUCCAGUUCGCACAAUGGAGUUGUGGAAGUGGAAAUGAACAUGGAAAUUACGCAGCGCGAGGUUCUCCCUGUCGGUGCAGAAUCUUUACAGGGGCAGCGACAGCCCACAUCUUCUGAAGUGGUCGACGACGAGGUCGUAGAUCCUUCGCAAGAUCCAUUAGUGCGCACUACGCUGAAACAUUCACAUCAUUCACAUCCGUUCACUUUCUACCAGGCAGGAGAGGCGGACGAACGAAAGCAAGAAGAUCAAGAUGAUGUCGAUGCGGGAGGGAUGGAUCUUCACGGAACAAGUGAUGCGGCUGGUGAUGAACAUGAAGCUGAAGCUAAUCGAAAUCAAAAAGUGGAAACAGCAAGCAAAGAUCAACGACCUCUUGAUGCAGGAGUACAAAACCCAAUAAACGCCGAAGACGCGAUCUCCUCCUCUUUCGUCAACGGCAUUCUGUAUGACGUGGCGGCUUCGCUGGCGGUGAGAACAAUAAAUCAGGACGAGAACAACAAACAGGAAGAGAACAAAAACUACAGUGGUUCAGAGCAGGAUCAGCUUGCAGCUUCCAAGUCGAUCAGCGUGGUGACGGAGGAGCAAGGACAUGAUGGAGGUAGAGGAAAUGGAGAUGGAGAAGGAGGAGAAAUUAGUUUGGAAGUAGAGAUGAACAGCAAAAGCCGCGACGAUGUCAACGACAAGAACGAUGACAAAACAUACUCCAGCAGCGGAGUUGUUGAUGAUCUAGGGCAAGCCAGUAAAACGCUGAAGGACCUGCCCUUCGCCUCCCCGACGGAUCAUGGGGCUGCGGAAAUAAAUAAAGGCGGUGGCAAAAACGCAGAAGAUUUGUACAACGUGCAAAAAGACGUCGUCAGCCCUGAAGAGGAGCGGCCUGUGCCAGUAACUGCUGAGGGGGCGGACGAGAUGAAUCUUGAUGAAAAUGAACCGCAGACACCGGAAGCAGGCGGUGCCGGUCAUCACGAAGCUGCGGAGGAAGAAGACCAGGAGGAGCCGCGUGGAGCAGCAGGAGCUUCCGAGGUAGAAGUUGGUGCUGUAGGACCGCAGGAAGAAGCUGCCAUGGAAAUCAUGGACGAGCAAGGACCUGUUUCGCAAGAAGUGAGCCAGCACGUUCCAGCUGUUGAGAUUGCUGCUGAUGCAGCUCCAGUGGUGCACGAGCAGCAAGAACCUCCUACGGAUCGGGAUCAACAAAAAGAACGACCCGCCCCACCCGAGGAGUCCGAUUCCGAGUUUAAGCCGCAACGCUCUGACCCGCCGGUGAUACACAGUCUGCUGGAGCGGUGCAAGGCGCUUGGGAAGAAGAUCGAACUGGAUGACGAGACGAGAGAGGAGUUGGAAGGUGUCUUGGACAACGCACGGAAACUUUACGCGCAGAUGGAAUAUGCAUUUUUGCAAAAGAAGUAUCGCACUUAGUGGUAGUACUAGUACGAGUAUGAGUUGCAUUUAGCAUAAAUUGUUGCUAGAACAAAAAAACGCAAUUUGUCGUGCUAGAUCGGGCACAAAGUUAGACUCGUCAUGCAUGAUUCGAUUGCAAGUACUUCUACGGGUGCGAUACUUUUACCUUUGCGCAGGAUAUUGAACAGCACCACGAAACGGUGCAGGAGAGGAGAAAAUCCGUGCGAAAAGUGUUUGAUGAUGAUACGGAACAAGAGCAAGAGGGUGCAAAUGAUGCAGAGCAAGAAGCGACCACGAUCAGGAUUAGUACCAGGAAACAGAGCGAAGAGGAGCGCCUGUUGGAGAUGCGGCGCAGGUCCCAGGAAGUGUUUGAAAGGCGUGGAGGUGGAGGAACAAAGAGUAGUGGAGCUACUACAUCUUCUACGCGACCGCAGUCGGCGAAACUACCGAAAAGUGGUCACCAGAGCACUGCUAGCACGCAGAAACCGCCUACUACAUCAGCGAGCACCGUUCCAGCCGGGCCGAGUUUUUCAUCAUCUUCAUCCAGUAAGGCGCCGGCGCGGCGCGAUUCGCUAGCGGCAAGAAAAUUGGAAAGUGCGGAAGCUGGAGGAGAGGAGGUACGUACAACGGAUAGCACUCAGCUGCUUUCUACAUCUAAACAUAACAAGAGGGUCUAGAGGAAUCUUCUAAGGGAUGUUGAUGUAUGCAGAGUCUGUCAGAAGUACAAUUCUUGGAUCGUGAUGAUGAUCAUGUUUCGACGAAGAAGUUCACCAUCUCGUAGAUGAGACUUGAAAUUUCCAAAACUGAUGACACUAACAGCCAAACACGUGGGACCACCAGCUCCUGAGAGUCGCGACGCUUGUGGAGGCGAAGUCUCGUUCUCGGUCACCUUCCAGGUCUCCCUCACUUCCCCCGUCGCCGCCGGGAAUAAGCAAGAGGGGCCAGCUACAGCAUGACGAAAUAAACACUAAACACCUAGAAUUAGAAAUCUCCCCUACCACGCCCCGCCCUCCGGACUGGAACUUCCAGAACCUGUUUUCCCACUUUCAGCCCUCGCCGCUGGACACGCCGGACAUCCGCAAGGAGUCCUCCCUAUCAUGUGCAAAAGUAUCGUACUCGUACUAAUUUUUGCAUUUAUGCAUGACAAAUCUAGUUCCUAAGGCAAAUCCGCAUGACAAAUUCAAUUUGUAAUGCUGAGCCAAUUUGUAUUGCAAUUUAUACUAGUACAGCGUUACUUUAUUUGCAAUUCAUACUCCCCCUCGAAGCUGCCCUUGGAAACGCGGCUCGCGAAUCAGAAAAAGCGGACAGUGCUUGAUGCGAGGUGGCGGCUGGAGGCGGAUAAUUCUAGCGCAGCUGGUGAGGACCACGACCACGGUGAUGAUUUUGAUCCAACAUCUUCCGGAGGAAAGCCGAUGAAAAAGGCCUUCUCGGCGAUCACGGCCAACCGCAUCACGGACCGGCCGCCCUGGGACAAUACUUUUAGUUUGAUGAAGGAAAUCAAACCGAGGGCGGGAGAGGAGGAGAAAAAUAUGGUCGGCGUGCAAGAACGUGGUCCUGUUGCCCGAAACAAACAGAAAGGGCCGGCGUCGAGUAAAAGCAAGAACAGGAACAAUGCUGGUACUACCAUCAGGCAAACCCAAAAUGGAAAUAACGCAAACGACCCAAAUAACGACCAUAUGAAGACCAGGAACAAAAAGCAGAAGCUGCAGCUCCUCGUUCCGUCGCACUCUAUGACAGAGAAUAAAGUCAGUCUUCAGCAAGUGGAAAACAUGAUAGAAGACGGCACAGCGGCAACAAGUGAUCAUCUAGAAGCGGUCGAACAGAUGAUGAGCGCGCUAGAGGAUUGCGAACAGGCAGAGGAAGCUUUGAAAAGUCACAUUGCGAAGCUGCAGUAUGAUGCCACACGAAGAACAGAAGAUGGCGAUCAAGAUCUUCAACGUGAUUAUAGAACUACAACAUGUUCAACAUCAAAAAACUUCCGCAGUCCGUCCAAAUUAUCCUCGAAGAUGACCAACAAGAACUUCGCUAAGUACUACGAAAACCUUACCUCGCCGGACAAAUUGAAAAAUCACGCUUGGAAAACCGUGGGCCACCCAGCGCCCUACGACGGCUUCGCGCACGGCCAGGCGUGGCCCAAAAACCGACCCGUCGGGGAGGAAAUCGAGUGGGCGGAACGGCAGCACCAGAUGCACGAGUAUGCGGAGGCCUUGCAUCGGAAGUUGAAGCGAAAGCGAAGGUCCGCGCUGCAGUGGCUGCAGCGAAAUCGAGAAGUCGUGGUCGAAGCCGGGUUGGAUCCGUAUGGAGGUCUCAAGUGCUACAUUCUCAACUGUUACAUGAAUUUGCAAUGCAAGACUGGCAAAAGUGAAAGGAGGAAGAUUGCGCCUUUUGCAUUACAAGUUUGGCGCAGCCGCAGACUUCGAUGCUGUUUAGCCCUUCCGAAAUUUGUCAUGCGAAGCCGCUCGAUCAUCUGCUGGCUGAAGGCACUUUUGCAUGACAAAUUCAUGUAACAGUUGAGAAUGUAACGUUUGAGAGCGCCAUAAUCCGGACGAGAUGAUCUCUGGCGACAAAGUGAAGACUGGGUAUCAAGUGCAAAAAGGUCUGGGUCUGGAAGGAUGCGAUCUUGUGAUGCAUACUUGGAUCACACAAAGAUCUGUCAUGCUUAGACAGCAAAGGGAGCUCCUGUUCCUGUCGCCGAAUGAAGGCGUUUGUCAUGCGGAUUAAGCAUUGCGAAACCGUCUCAAAACCUGUGAUGCUAGGUCUUGCAUGGCACACCUUCUGUGUCAAGCAGACACAGCAUCACAAACCUCAGCAAUCUUCCAGACCCAGACACUUUUGCAAUCCAUACUGGGAGUAAUAAAGCAAAAGCAAGUGGUGGUGGCGCAAAAACCAAAAUAUCUGGCCGCCCGCAAUCGGCUUCUAUUCGCCCCCAGUCUGCAGCGAAAGUUCGAGCGAGUCAGGGAUUUAACCAGGAGCAGCCAGCUGAGAUUUCCGGAAAUAAGAGCAGUAAAGGUGGCAAAGUAGUCGCUAGUACUGGUGGUCCAACAUCGAGACCGCAGUCGGCCCCGCCGGCGCGACACAAGAAAACGGAAACAUCAACUGGCGCUGGGGUCGUUGGUUCAUCGGAUCAUCAUGCGGGGAUGAAAGGAGCUGCAAAAGGUCAACAUGCCAGUAGUGGUGCUUCAGCUUCCAGCAGCAAGCGACCGUCUGGCGCAGCAGGAGCUGGUGCACCUGUGGAGGGCGCCGGGGCGCACCAGAAGGACAAUAUUAAACACGGUCAGCGGGAGCAGCGGUCCAGACCGCAACCGCAUGAGAAAACGACCGCCAAUACAACUAGCAGCAAGGGCUCGAGCAAAGAGCAGACAAAGCAGGGGCACCAGGACCCGCGAAAAAAUAAAGGUCCGGUUACAACAACAUCAGAAGACCAGCACGACGAGCAAGGUGGUCCCUCAACAGGCGGAGGUGCCAGUAACUUCUUAUGCAACAGCACAUCAACGACUUCCAAUCAGGGCAAAAAAACCUCCAAAACCCAGCCUCACACUAUCGUUCCCGCCCUCCGUCUCCCCGAGGCCACAGGCAUCCCGUUGAUGGGCAUCGCGAAGAACCAGGGCGUGGCCUACAGUUACGACAAUGAUCACAGUAAGCGGGAAAAGCAGUGGAUCCACUUCUCCCAUGAGCACGAGUACCUGCAGGACAGCCCAACGAGCGAUACCCGAUUAUGGGACUCUCAGACGUUACAUUCUCAACUGUUAGUACAUGACUUGUCAUGCAAAUUUACCAGCAAGAUCGCCACGACGAAGCUGCUUCGCAUGACAAAUCUCCGAAGGGCUAAACAGCAUCUAAAUCUGCGCCAAAUCUGUAAUGCAAAAGGCGCAGUCUUCCCCCUUUCACUGUUGCCGUUCUUGCAUUAAAAACAGUUGAGAUGAGUGUAACAUUUGAGAACGCCAUACCGCUCCCGCAAACGGAAGAAGGAAGAAGACCCAGAUCAAGAAGAAGAAGAUCAUAAUGCCAUCUUCGGCCCCUUCAGCUCCGGUAUAAACCUGAACCAGCUCCAAUACCGCAGAACAAAGGCGAACGACGCGGAUGUCGAUUUGCAGACGUCUCCCGCGGAUGAAAGAGAGAAGAAAGAGGUGAUAAGGAACGCAAAUUCCGAGCCGAGGUUUGUGAAAGUGAAGAAGAGAAGUGGAGGAAAUGGAAAUGCAAAAAGACAACAUCAAAACCCCACGUCAAUGACUUCCUCCGAAGCUGCUGGUGGUGACCCUGCUUCUACCAACAGCAACCUCAACGACGACGCUAUGGCGUUCUCAAACGUUACAUUCUCAACUGUUACAUGAUUUGUCAUGCAAAACUCCAAUCAGAUUCGACGCGAUCAAGCUGCUGCGCAUGACAAAUUCUGGAAGGCCCAAACAGGCUGAGAAUCUGUGCCAAAUCUGUCAUGCAAAAGGCGCUAUCUUCCCCCUUUCAGUUUUGCCAUUUUUGCAUCACAAAUUCAUGUAACAGUUGAGAAUGUAACAGUUGAGAACGCCAUAGACGCGGAUUCGCUGCAAGAGGCGUCGCGGGAACGGGAAAACAUCGAGAACGACUUUAUCCAGCAUUCGCACAGCUCCGUGGAGGAGGAGUUUCUGUCCUCUUUGACCGGAAGUUCCAACGAGCCGAUUGGUACUAUGGAAAUAAGCAACACCAAGUCAAAAAGUUCUUACAUUCGGCAAAGAAUUGCCAUUCCCGACGUGUUCUGGGAUUUUCGUUGAAGGGGCGGACGCAUACUUAAGUAGCUACUUAUGUGAAUUUAUGAGACGAAAGAUGAAGCCACGGUGUGACGGUCGUCAAACCCCGCCUGGGCUGUGAUCUUCUGAUUAACGCGCUUCGAAUAGCUGCGUCCUUGCAAAGUAAGAGUAGAGCCAUUGAUUCAGAUACCAGAAAUACACCCUGCGUAAUCUUGUGCUACUGUUGUAUAAUAAUGAUAAUCCGAUGCGGUCGCCACGCUUCAACAGCGUCCGCCAGAUUCUUUCAAUAGUUCUUUCGCCCAAGUAAGUAGUUCUAAAUGCCCAUCGUAAAAAAGUUGCUUCACUUAGUCAGUACCUCGAUAUCAAUUACCGCGGGAAGAUGCCGAGGCACUUCUCGAAUAGGUUUCAAAUGAACAACAGAUGGAGAUACUAGUACACGUAUUCAUUUCGUAUGGCUGACAAUUGAUGAUUGUGGAAAAUAAUUACCUCGGAAUCGGAUUAAAAUGAAUAGGAAUAGACACAGCUGCGUUGCUUGCUGAUGUACCAGUCUAAAAAGAGCUGACAUUAUUUCAUCCGAGCGGCUUGUCCCACUUCGAAAGAGUAUGAUAUGAAGGUGACUGUUGAGCUUGCAAUGAAAACAAAAGCAAAACGUAAAUGAGAACUCGCCCCCUGCUGUACCAACCGAGCCCAAAAAAGAUGAAGAAGCUGCGACACUCUGAU